ACAUCAAUGCUGUUACAAGUUAAACAUAACUCGAUCUCCAACCAUGAACCACAUUUUGAUCUUCUUCAGCAUAAUUCUAUUCAGUGGAAAAAAUUGUUAUGCCUCAAAAACACCACCUGCAUAUCCUGCCAUUCUAAUCUUUGGUGAUUUGACUGUUGAUACCGGCAAUAACAAUUUUAUCCGAACAGCUCUAAAGAGUGACCACUUUCCAUACGGCCAAGAAUUUCCCAGUUGUACUGCCACUGGAAGGUUCUCAAAUGGACUGUUAGUUCCCGACUUAUUAGCAUCAUCUUUUGGUAUCAAAGAGUUUGUUCCACCAUAUUUAGACCCUAGUUUGUCAGUUGAUGAAUUACGUACCGGUGUCAGUUUUGCUUCAGCUGGAUCAGGAGUAGAUGAUCUGACGACCCUGACCUCUGGGGCGAUUCCGGUUUCAGUGCAGCUGGGGUACUUCAAGAGUUAUAAAGAAGUUCUUGUAAAUGCGGUAAGAGAAGAAGAGGCUAACAAGAUAAUCAAUGGUGCUUUUGUUAUGAUCGCUGCAGGAGCCAAUGACAUGAUUUUCAACUUUUAUGAUACACCAGCCAGGCGAUUCCUGUUUAACAUCACUGGCUAUCACGAUUUUUUGCUAGAGAAACAAGAAUCUUUAGUUAAGGAACUGUAUGAUCUGGGAUGUCGUAUACUUGCCGUAUCUGGCAUGGCUCCACUGAGAUGUAUACCAUUCCAAAUAACUGUGAAGCAUUCCAAGGGUAGAAAAUGCCUGAAACAUGAGAUUACAGAAACUGAAAUGUACAAUUCAAAGCUCAAGAAAUUGUCUCAAACACUACCAGCAUCGCUUCCUGGUAGAAGGAUAACGUAUCUAGACAACUACAAUCCAGUAAUGGACAUGAUCAAAAAUCCUCAAAAUUACGGCUUAGUAGAAACAAAUAAAGGAUGUUGCUGAACUGGUUUAAAAGAAACUGGGCACUUAUGUAAUGUUCACACACCAGUUUGUUCAAACCCCUCUGAGUACUUGUUCUGGGAUGCUAUUCAUCCAACUGAAGCAGCUUAUAGAUCGGCUGCCAAGACAAUUCUCAAACAGUUGCGCAAAUCUAAUUAAAGGACCAGAAGACGACAUAGGAAGACACUGCUAUCAGUGACGAUGUCUACUCAGUUCCAUUAGUUUCUUAUCUCUCUGUCUAAUCUUAUUGCAGUAGCAGCAUGUGUUUAUGUUCAAAUGAUAAAAACAAGGAUUGCUUAGUACAAAGUUACAAUGAAUUUUACGAGAACGCAAGUACUUACUUCACAGGGGAAGGAUAAUCCGUUAGCAACAUUGUUGCGAAAGACCUUCACUCAACAUAGUGGCAAUCACACUCCCUUUUCUCCAACGAGCAACUACUGACCUCCCCUGUUCCAAAAAAAAAAAAAAAAAACACACACACUCCUGCAAUGAAUCAUGAAACACA
Papaver somniferum (opium poppy) is the source of this 1439-nucleotide messenger RNA. Its product is annotated as GDSL esterase/lipase At2g31550-like. NCBI's taxonomy places the organism in Eukaryota, Viridiplantae, Streptophyta, Magnoliopsida, Ranunculales, Papaveraceae. The record is from RefSeq and is a predicted model, not a curated record. The transcript has 3 exons. The coding region runs from base 44 to 937 and encodes 297 amino acids. Gene Ontology annotation, molecular function: hydrolase activity, acting on ester bonds.